CUCUCUCACACACACCCUCUCUCACACAGACAGACACACACUCACACACCCAGGUCUUCCCUGCUUCGCUGAGCCUGUACUCCAGUCAGUGCCUUCUGUAGCUAUCAUGGCCUGGACGCGACCACUGCUGCUGUCACUGCUGGCCGCAGUCCUCCUGCUCAACCUGUGCAGAGAGACGCAGAGUGCAGCUGUCAAAGACGACGCCAGCAAAGAUACAAAAGAUGACGCCAGCAAAGACGUCAAAGACGACAAAGACUCCCACACCGGCACACAGUCUAAAGAUCGUGUGUUCAUGGAGGCAUCAGAUGCGUCUCGAUUCCUCAGGCGCCGCAGUCGCCGCUCACCCAAGUCCUACGCAGAGUCCAUGGCGGAGUACCGGGUGAUGAGAGCCCAGUCUGAGCGUCGGAGGGAAUACCAGGAGGAGCAGAUGGAGGAGUUUACCAGAUACGGAGAGGAGACGCGGACCGAGACAAAUGAGCGUACCCGUGAGACCAACGAGCAGUAUCGCGAGUUCUACUACGACGGCAUGUACCCACGCUACCCCCACCACCGCCACCCCCGGUGAACACACCCCGUCACCACGGAAACGGACUGGAGAGCCACGCCCCCUUCCCUCCCUCCUCCUCAGAACGGGAGGGGGGCUGUGAUGUCACUCCCACAUGUACACGUCUCAGAACGGAUGUUGGCAAAGGUCACGAUUUCAAGGGCAAUUAUUAUUUUACGAUGAACAAAUCGAAGGGAGGCAGAUUUGAAGUGGAUUUCUGUUUCAUACUUUGUUUUAUGAUGCAAAAACUAAAGGGAGCCAAUUAUUACUAUAUCAUGAGAGAAAAGAAGGGAACUGUCGUCUAAUUUGUUGUUUCAGUUAUCACUUUAUGACUAAAGAAACUAACGCAGGCCGGGCACCGUUUCUCGAAAGCAUUGUUGCUAAUCAGUUAGCAACGUAGUAGAUUGCCAAU
This is a messenger RNA of Engraulis encrasicolus (European anchovy), 956 nucleotides long. Its product is annotated as unique cartilage matrix-associated protein-like. Lineage: Eukaryota; Metazoa; Chordata; Actinopteri; Clupeiformes; Engraulidae. Gene Ontology annotation, cellular component: extracellular matrix. The transcript has 5 exons. The record is from RefSeq and is a predicted model, not a curated record. The coding region runs from base 107 to 565 and encodes 152 amino acids. Gene Ontology annotation, biological process: embryonic skeletal system development; regulation of osteoblast differentiation.